AUGCAGAGGCCUACCGAUGGGCUCGUCAACUCGGCCACGCCCCCUUCCAUGCGGAGCCUGACCCCCCAUGGCAUGUCCGCCCGCGCCUCGCUACCGGACCGCAACGUCGUCGCCGCCAGCAUCGAGGACGCCUAUGUCGCCUUCAUCCUCUACUGCAACCCGGCUGUGCCCCUCGACGCCGACUCUUCCGCUCUGCGCGAGUCCUUCCGCACCCCGCCCAAGAGCGGGGGCAAGAGCUUCAGCACCUUUACCCUCUUUGAGCUCAUCAGGAAGCUCGAGACCAAAGAGAUCAAGACGUGGGCCGAACUGGCUCUCAAACUCGGCGUCGAGCCCCCGGACCAGGACAAGGGCCAGAGCUCGCAAAAGAUCCAGCAGUAUGCUGUCCGUCUAAAGCGGUGGAUGCAUUCCAUGCACGUGGAUGCCUUUUUCGAGUAUCUGCUUGGCAACCACCAUCCCUACUGGACGCAAAUACCCGCAGACACCAAUCUGGCCGGUGAUACGCUCCGGGAUGGCGUGGCCGCCGAGGACGACAUGGCCCUCCGGGCUCUGCUACCCCAGAUCAGGCCCAAACGAGGGAGACGGCGACCAGAGGAUGACGAGUCGGGGAGGCCGUCCCCUCAGAGACCUCGCCUCGAAUCGCCUCCGGCGGGGACGCCCUUUCCAGGGACCAGAGGCCAUGACGGGCUGUCACCGUGGUCGGUGCAGCCGGAUGGGCGACUAGCCAGCUGGCUGCCUUCAGCCACUGGCCAGCCCCCUCCUGCUUGGCCUGCCGAUACUACCUCGCACAUGGCUCUCCCCGCCUAUCCACAGUCGGCCAUCACGCCAUCCACGAGGAACGCCUUUUGGAGCGACGAACCCAAGUCUGCCAUUACGCCGUCCAAAGGCAGGACGGGCACACGGCGCCACGGCGCCAAGGUCGUAUCCUCUGCCUGGAGGAGUGGCGCCUCUGGAGGGACGGGCAAGACCCGUGGCAGACCUCCCAUCAACCGCGGCGGCGCUGAGGAAGGGCCCUAUUCGGCGUAUCCUACGACCGACGGACCGCCUCACUUCGCAUUGCCUUCCCCGAAUCAUACCGCCGGUAACAACACUCAGAUACCCGUUCCUAGUAACUUCCCCAUAGACCCAUCACCACCGCCGCCACCUUCAUUCCCACCAGUCGGUCCCCCUUCUAUACCAAAUUAUCCCGACUCUGCCCCAAACACGGCAGGCCCGAAAGCCUCAAGACCAAACAGGUUAUCGCUCCAAGUCCCCGAGAGGGUAGGCGGAGAGGUCCGUUUGGCAACGCCGCCGCCAGCCGUCAUGGUCAACGGCCAGUCAUCCAUGCACAUGAACAACGACUGCAUGGACCUGAACCAGCCGCGGGGCAACUCGUUCGACCUGGCCUCCAUCGACAUCCUCAACGGCAGGAAUCCCAACGCCGCGGGAGGCAGCGACAAGCCGCCGCCCAACCGGCCCGUGCCCCAGGGCAGAGUGCGCCUCGAGGACCCCAACGACCGGACCAACAUGGCCGAGCUCGAGGCCUUCUUCAUCCACACCAUCCUCUCGGCCAACUGGCAGGACGCGCGGGGCAACCCGAUCCGCCCCUGCGGCGUCGACGAGGCGUCGGCCAUCGCCUCGAGCGUCAUCGACGACCUGCUGCGCUCGGCCUCGACCAAGGAGACCUUCCUCAUCAACCUGGCGGCGCUGGCGGGCUCCAAGAUCCUCAUGACGACGAGCACGCUGCGCGUCGUCCUGCUCGAGGAGUGCGCCGACCACAACAAGUACAUCUGCAACUGGGAGCUGCGCUUCGGCGACGUCCGCGGCGAGUUCUCGAUGAAGGAGCAGGUCAGCCACCGCAAGUGGAAGGGCCGCAGCGCGCCCGACCGCAUCGGCGGCGACGACGACGCCGCCGGCGAGAACACGGCCGCCCGCUGGCAGCGCAAGUACCGCGAGGUGCUCGACCUCGUCAAGAAGAAGGACGACAGCCUGUCGAGCCUCAAGUCGCACGUGCUCGACGGCCUCAUGGACCGGACCGGCCCGCCGGCGUAUGCCGCUGCCACUGCUACUGCUGCUGCUGCUGCGGCGGCGGCGGCUGGGACGAGUAGUAAUAGUAGUGGUGGUGGUGGUGGUGCUAGGCCGCCGGGGGGGAGGUGA
Molecule: messenger RNA, 2133 nt
Organism: Thyridium curvatum
Lineage: Eukaryota; Fungi; Ascomycota; Sordariomycetes; Thyridiales; Thyridiaceae
Exons: 2
Coding region: 1-2133 (710 amino acids)
Molecular function (GO): DNA replication origin binding
Source: RefSeq, a predicted model, not a curated record